This is a messenger RNA of Pantherophis guttatus, 1646 nucleotides long. Its product is annotated as hepatic lectin-like. The record is from RefSeq and is a predicted model, not a curated record. NCBI's taxonomy places the organism in Eukaryota, Metazoa, Chordata, Lepidosauria, Squamata, Colubridae.
UCCCACCGAUGACUGCGAACAGCAAGUGAGAGAUCAGGAAUAUUUAACAGAAAUCAGAAUGCACAUGCCAGCAAAAACAAUUGGCAGAUAUAUUCCACAAUGGAAAUCGACAUCUUCUAUAAUUUAUGUGCUUCUGGCUAUUUCUUACCUGCUGAUCAUUGUAUUGUUUGGGCUUGUGGCAUCCCAAGGAAGCAGCAAAUGGCAGCAACAGCUAGAAAGCAUGUACCCAUGUGGAACCAAAAGCAGAGAAUGGAAACAUUUUGAUGGUGCAUGUUACUUCUUCUCCAUCCAACAAGUUAUUUGGCACACAGCAAAGAGUCAUUGUGAAGAACAGAAGUCAGAAUUGAUAGUCAUUACCAAUCAGUAUGAACAGAAUUUCGUCCAGGCUGAAACCAGGGGUCAGCGCUACUGGAUUGGACUCAGUGAUCACAAUGAUGAAGGGCAAUGGAGAUGGGUUGAUAGCACAGAUUACAGAACCAGCUUCAAGAAUUGGUCAGAAGGUGAACCCAAUGACCACAGCAGUAAUGAAGACUGCGCCGAGAUCUCUCAGGGUGGCAAAUGGAAUGAUAUAUCCUGUAACACAAAAAUAUUUUAUGUAUGCAAAAAAUCUUUACCUUCCUGAAAAAUCAUGGGCCCAAAAAAUCUGAAGGAGAAGGAAAUCAUGUACUUUGGAAUCCCAACUAUCCUGCUGGAAUGUAGCUAUAUAUUCACACACACACAAACAAACAAAAAAAAAAAAGCCAGCCCAAUCAACCAGCCGAGCAGAGCAUAACAUAGCAUAGCAUAGCACAUUGUACUUAGAAAUGUUGGAUGGAGCCACUUUGGUAAUGGUGAAAUGACUGUUCAGAUCCCAGGGUUCUUUGAACACACAAACCAACCAAAGGCUGACAGUAACCUAGAAGCAUUACCCAUGACUUGUAACCAUUUCUCCAUCUAAUCACCCAAACUAUCUAGAAUUCUCUGUAAUAAUUGUGAAGGAAAUACACUCUGAACUUGCUCAGAAGCCACUGAAUCUAUGUUUAUUUACCCUGGGUCCGAGGUUGAACCUUGGUUGUGACAACUGGUGCCUGCAGGGAUAGAUCAAGAAGUAGAUGCCAUAAACCAACAGCAUAUUUUGGCCUAUAUUAGUUAUCUUGUUUAAUUAAAUAAUAAUACUAAGAUUGCAGCAGGCGUCCUUGCCCAUGCAACAAGAGGUCGUCAUUGUAUUCAAAUCUUCAUUUGAAAUCAGCACAUCACCUUAGAAACAGUUAUCUCAAUUGGCACUGAAUCAGAGGUGGGUUUCAGCAGGUUCUGACCAGUUCUGGAGAACCGGUAGCGGAAAUUUUGAGUAGUUCGGAGAAUCGGUAAAUACCACCUCUGACUGGCCCUGCCCCCAUCUAUUCUCUGCCUCCCAAGUCCCAGCUGAUUGGGAGGAAAUGGGGAUUUUACAGUAUCCUUCCCCUGGAGUGGGGAGGGAAUGGAGAUUUUACAGUAUCCGUCCACUGCCACGCCCACCAAGCCAUGCCACACCCACCAAGCCACACCCACAGAAACGGUAGUAAAAAAAAGUCUGUUCAUUUCAAUCUUCGCCAUGUUCCGACCUAUCCUUUUCAAGGUACUUUGCAAAGUUGUACGUGCGCCUCCUAAUAAACUUCAAUUUAGACACA